UAACGUUUAAAGUGUCUUGCUUGUUUUCAAAUUGUCUUAAUGUUCCACGCGCCACCGUUGAGAGAGGGAACACAAAAAUGGAGGAGUGGAUUCCGCUUCUCGACAUUUUCCUCAAGAGUCCCUCACCGGAAACUGAAGCGUCGCUCUGGUUAGACGAAGCUUCCAUCUCUUUCUCCUCCUCCUCGUCUUCGUCUUCUUCUUCAUCUCCGAUAAACCGGAGCUCGUUUGUUUCACUGCUGAAGAAACAAUGCGAACCAAUCGAUCAGAGCCCAUCUCCGUCUUCAAACAAGGUUAUGUUCAUUGAGACGUUACCAAACAUGGUCCAGUCUCGGAUUCUGUCGUUCCUUCUUUACGAUUACAAGAGGUUUUGCGGUAAGGAUCUGGUUUGGCUAGCGAGGGAAAUGCUGGGUGGUGGUAAAGGUGUUGACUUUUGGGUUCAGAGAGCUGCACAGAACCUGCUCGAUACAAUGCCUGAACGAAAAUUCGAUUGGAUAUCUCGUCUCGAUUUGGGUUCAGCUGAUGAGGAUAGUAUCGUGGAGGAGUUUGACUCUGUACCUGAUUGGCUCACCGAGAAGAAAGGUGGUUGUAUUGGUGCUAUUCUUCCGUGGCUUCCAGUAUCAUGCGCUGAUGUAGGCUCAGAGACGCUGGUUGUUGAUUCUUGUGAUGAAGAGGAUUUGAUGAGUCAAGGUAGAGAGAAUAUGGAAGUAGAUCAUCGAGAAGCUGUGGAUGAUGAUGAUCAUGAGAUAAAUGUUGCGUUACAGCCUGAUGUUCACGAAAUGGCUGUGAAUCUUAGAGCUAAGGUUAAGAGCUGUGAAUCUACUUCUGAAGUUUUAGCCUUGUGUGAUGAAAUUCGGAAGCUUUGCUUGGGGAAAGGUAGGGACUGUUUAAGAGUUUUGGCUUUGGUUGAGCCUUGGAAUGCAGAGGACGAGACUACUGCGGUUUUGCUUUCGAAUCUGCAUAGUGGAAGUGAGGAAGAAGAGAUUGGUUGGCCAAGCCAGAUUCUAUGUUCAACCGUGCUUCCCAAGUUUCUGGCUCUUGAAAAAUCCGCCUCUCGUGUGUUGAUGUCUGCAACAGUCGAGUUUUGCAAGAUCCACCAAAGAGCAGGUGAGUAUGGGUUAGUGUUCCCUAUGAUACUAAGGAAAGAAGGGAUCAACAGCUUCAUCUGUGAGGUGAUUGCAAGAGUUCUGAAAGAAUGCUGGCACUUGGGCCAUAUCUCUGCUUUUUGCCAGAAGUUGCUUUGUGGAAGAACAGAAGAGAGGAAGUUUCUGCUCCUUCCUUGCCACAGAGAUCUCAUAUCUGAUGACCUGACGUGGAAUGAAUCACUGUUUAUCCUUUUUCAGAACAUUUUGACACACGACGUCCCUUUGACUCAAGGUUCCGUUGAUUGUCUUGUUUCUAAGGUCCAGGAGAUGGCAGAAAGGUAUUGCAAGUCGCUAAAAUUUGGAAACUUCUUGCUACAUUUUAUCUCCAAAUGUGCUACGAUGCUACAUGCUCACAAGUAUCCGCUGAUUGAAUCUGUUAAGUGCACUAACAGUCUGGUUACAAAGUCUAUCCUGUCGAAACUCAACGCCCUGUAGCUUCAUAAUCAUAGGCUGUUCUUUGGUAUAUACACUUCAUCUAUGGUGGUAUUAGGUUUCACUUGGGAGAGAGGGUAUGAGACUGAACGAGAUGUGUAGUUCAGAAGGGCUUCAUUAGGGGUUUUGAAAGUGUUAUCAAGGCUUAUCUCAGUCAAGAUGAGCACUAGAGUAGCAUUUUGCAUUUGUUGGAUAACAUGGUGACAUGUAUGAACAGAACACAUGUCUUGUCUCUGAACUUGAUGGUUGAAGAAAACUUCAGAUACAAGCUGGAGAUAUAAUGGCAUCAGCAGCAAAACUGUAGGAUUUGGCUAUUGACAGUCUACUUCAUGCUUCACCGCUAUUACUCCUCCAAAGCUCCAUUCACGAGUCGCAAUUUUACAAAGGAACGAUUCAAGAAACAAACUCAAGUUCAGUUCACCGUUCCUGGAAU
Molecule: messenger RNA, 2007 nt
Organism: Brassica oleracea var. oleracea
Lineage: Eukaryota; Viridiplantae; Streptophyta; Magnoliopsida; Brassicales; Brassicaceae
Exons: 2
Coding region: 78-1577 (499 amino acids)
Biological process (GO): interstrand cross-link repair
Cellular component (GO): Fanconi anaemia nuclear complex
Source: RefSeq, a predicted model, not a curated record